Messenger RNA from Fusarium vanettenii 77-13-4, 1635 nucleotides. RefSeq lists its product as uncharacterized. The record is from RefSeq and is a predicted model, not a curated record. Lineage: Eukaryota; Fungi; Ascomycota; Sordariomycetes; Hypocreales; Nectriaceae. The transcript has a single exon. The coding region runs from base 1 to 1635 and encodes 544 amino acids. Gene Ontology annotation, biological process: regulation of DNA-templated transcription. Gene Ontology annotation, molecular function: zinc ion binding; DNA-binding transcription factor activity, RNA polymerase II-specific; transcription cis-regulatory region binding. Gene Ontology annotation, cellular component: nucleus.
AUGGGGAAAAGACUGCGUGCUUGCGAAGCUUGCCAUAACCUCAAGGCUAAAUGCGAGCCCUCGAUCAACGAUCCCAGCGUCUGUGAACGAUGCACACGGUCUAAUCUCAUUUGUGUCCCUGCGGCUAGACGAUGGCAAAGAGAUCGGAUCGCGGAGCUGGAGGAGCAAGUUAAGAACCUACAGGAGAGACUGGAGACAGCCGAGUCUUCAGCAUACAGACAUGGAACCUCGACAGUGACGACGCCUGUACCAUCUGGGAGCACUUGUCUCGCAUUCGUAGAUGCACAUCUUGAUCACGAAUCUCAGAUAAGAUCUCUUGAGGCGUGCUCAAUCGCUGUUCGAUCAUUUUGGCCCAUCAUUCCCACGCUCAGCGGUAGUUCGACAAGAUCUUGGCUGGAGUCUUUGAGAACAGAAACGCCUAUUAAGCUCGCCGCGAUGUUUGCUUUCACAUUAUCGCCCACCAGCACCACUAUCGAUUCCCAAUCUCAAGAUGAAUUGCGAACUAGACUGCUUGAAAUCCUCGGUUUAGUUGCAGUCGGUCUCGAGAAGCCCUCACACGAUUUGAUCCAGGCUGCGCUGGUAGCUGGCUUAUGGACAAAGCCUUCUCUGGAUGGCAAACACGCGAAUAGCACCCAGCUUGUUACAUUAGCACAAGAUCUCGCUUUGGAUUUUGGCUUGGGGCGCCCAUCCAUACGGAGCUCUCCAGCAGCAUGGUUCUUCCGUCUUCAGGGUGAUCCAACACUAGAGAUGCAGCAGACUUGGCUAGCCUCCUGGAUGGCUUCGACAAUGACAGCCAUCGGGCUCAGAAGAGUACAUGCCUUAGACUGGGGCUUGUCUCACCAAGAUGCACUACACGCAUUGGAAGAGGAUCAUUUGGACCCUUUGUUCUUAGAGAUUCUCUACACUGUCAGGCUUCAUGCCGAAGUUGCUAAUGCCCUGGAACUCUGCCAUCUCCAUUCGUUCCAUGGUAUAGAGUCGGACAUUGUGAGGGCUACUCAAGCUGAUGCUCGUGGCAGACUGGACCAGCUGGGCAGCAGGCGACUCGCAAAGCACCCACAGCUUCGCUUUUUGCGCACGCUUGUGAUCAUUUACGUCAACGAGCCAGUACUACAUACUGAAACCAACAAGAUGCUCUUUGGAGCGCCGUAUCUUGCCGAGAGAAUCGACGUUGACGAGUUUGCCCGCCCCCCAGAAGUCACCAGGGCAGCCGAGGUAGCACUGCGGUCACUUGUGGAGGCAUGCCACAUUGUUAUCGAGCUGGUUCUGAAUAUGGAACCUGGAUUCAUCCUUGAUCAGCCAUCCCUAUGGUUUGGACCGGCAGUGAGCUACGCCCUUUCCGUUCUCGUCAAGACAUUCGUUGCAGUGACAGCGCCAGGCAACACGUACGGACAGGUACUAUCUCGGGACACGAUUCGCAUCAGAGAGGCAGUGACCAAUCUCAUGGUUGUCAACUCGUCUCUCCUGAAGCUCGAUCCCUACAUGGGUAACUGGAACACGAGGAUCAUAGGAUCUGUCGAAUGGCUUGGAACCUGGCUGGACGAUUACGAGGCCGUUAUAGAGAGGUAUGAGGCAAAUCUACAAAGGGAAGUCGCCGAGAGUGCGAUUGGAAGUCUAAGCCACAAUAGACAUUUGUAA